Molecule: messenger RNA, 246 nt
Organism: Spirodela intermedia
Lineage: Eukaryota; Viridiplantae; Streptophyta; Magnoliopsida; Alismatales; Araceae
Source: the annotation of a GenBank genome assembly
AUGGCUGGGAAGGGGAGGAAAUUCUUGGAUAGCCUUCCCCUGAUAUGCUUGAUGGGGAUUAUUAUCCUCCUGAACCUGUCAGGGGAAGUUGCGGCGGCGAGGCCGCUCGGCGGAAGGUGGCGGGCGGCGGCGGGACAAGUCGGGAGCUUACUCUUCGAGGUUCUGCCGCAAGGGAGCGGCUCUGGUCCCGGGGCUUCGGGUUGCACCUACGGCUCCGUCCAGAACGGAGGGACGUGCCCUCCAUAG